GUUGGCAUUUUAGUAACUAAAUGAUGACAACCUAAUAAAAAUUAAUACUGCUGCUGUCAAAAUUUCGAUGACUUUGUGAUUUUGUUGUCUGCCGCAUCUUCAAAGUAAAUUAAACAUAAAAUGGGACAGAGUCAGUCGGGUCCCGGAGGUGGAGACAAGAAAGAAGAAAAGGACAAAAAGAAGAAAUAUGAGCCCCCAAUUCCCACAAGAGUAGGAAAGAAGAAGCGCCGUACUAAGGGACCUGAUACAGCCCUGAAAUUACCCCUGGUAACCCCUCACACUCGCUGCAGGCUAAAGUUGCUCAAGCUUGAAAGAAUAAAGGAUUACUUGCUGAUGGAGGAGGAGUUUAUUCGCAACCAGGAAAGACUUAAGCCACAGGAAGAGAAGAAUGAAGAAGAAAGAUCCAAAGUUGAUGAUCUUAGAGGGACACCAAUGUCUGUGGGAACAUUGGAGGAAAUCAUAGAUGAUAAUCACGCCAUCGUUUCCACAUCAGUUGGUUCAGAACAUUAUGUGAGCAUUCUCUCCUUUGUGGACAAAGACCAGUUGGAACCGGGUUGUUCAGUGUUACUUAACCACAAAGUCCACGCCGUUGUUGGUGUGCUUGGGGACGAUACAGACCCCAUGGUGACUGUAAUGAAGUUGGAAAAAGCCCCUCAAGAAACGUACGCCGACAUUGGUGGGUUGGAUACUCAAAUCCAGGAAAUCAAGGAGUCUGUGGAGCUGCCUCUGACUCACCCAGAGUAUUACGAAGAAAUGGGUAUAAAACCACCAAAGGGGGUUAUCUUAUAUGGGCAACCAGGUACUGGAAAGACAUUACUGGCCAAAGCUGUUGCCAACCAAACAUCAGCCACAUUCUUAAGAGUGGUAGGGUCAGAACUGAUUCAAAAGUAUUUAGGUGAUGGCCCCAAACUUGUAAGAGAAUUGUUUAGAGUUGCAGAAGAACAUGCCCCCUCUAUAGUCUUCAUCGACGAAAUUGAUGCUGUUGGUACCAAACGUUACGACUCGAACUCUGGCGGCGAACGUGAAAUUCAAAGAACCAUGUUGGAGUUGCUCAAUCAACUUGACGGUUUUGACUCCAGAGGUGAUGUCAAGGUUAUCAUGGCCACUAAUAGGAUCGAAACUUUGGAUCCCGCCCUGAUCCGUCCAGGACGUAUUGACAGAAAGAUAGAGUUCCCCCUUCCCGAUGAAAAAACCAAGAAGAGAAUCUUUAACAUCCACACCUCCAGAAUGACUUUGGCUGAGGAUGUUAACUUACACGAAUUAAUAAUGGCAAAAGACGACUUAUCUGGAGCCGAUAUUAAAGCAAUUUGCACAGAAGCUGGUCUUAUGGCUUUAAGAGAAAGAAGAAUGAAAGUUAUGAAUGAAGAUUUCAAGAAAUCCAAGGAAAGCGUUCUUUACAGGAAGAAAGAAGGCACUCCUGAAGGGCUAUAUCUUUAAUUUAAAUUUGUGUUUUUUAAUUAAGUUAAAUACUUCUUUGUAACAAAUUUAUUUGAUAAAAAUAUAAAAAAAUAAUUAA
This is a messenger RNA of Brassicogethes aeneus, 1516 nucleotides long. Lineage: Eukaryota; Metazoa; Arthropoda; Insecta; Coleoptera; Nitidulidae. The record is from the annotation of a GenBank genome assembly.